AUGCGUGAAGUUGGUCCACAGUUUGUUGCCUACAUCAACCAAGAUGCACACCCCUAUGCAGAAAAAGCGUGUGAAAUGGCUACGGUGAGAUGUCACGCUAUCCAGGCGAAGGAUUCCAACAAGUGGGGCCUCACUGGCGCCGAAGUAGAAGAGCAAAUUCGUCAGGACUUGGAAAACAACCUAAUUCCUCUCGUAGUCUAUUGCACAGUAGGGACUACGCCAUCGGCCAUUGUGGACGAUUUGGAAUCAAUAGGGCCGGUAGCCAAGAAGUUUGUUCAUAUCAUCAUCUAUGCUAAUCAAAACUUUAAUCAAAUUGUAUAUUACACGAAAUUCUGA
Cooperia oncophora is the source of this 336-nucleotide messenger RNA. The record is from the annotation of a GenBank genome assembly. Lineage: Eukaryota; Metazoa; Nematoda; Chromadorea; Rhabditida; Trichostrongylidae.